Acanthisitta chloris (rifleman) is the source of this 3473-nucleotide messenger RNA. It is a transcript of the gene ADAMTS2, whose product is annotated as ADAM metallopeptidase with thrombospondin type 1 motif, 2. Lineage: Eukaryota; Metazoa; Chordata; Aves; Passeriformes; Acanthisittidae. The annotation marks the transcript as partial. The transcript has 21 exons. Gene Ontology annotation, molecular function: zinc ion binding; metalloendopeptidase activity. Gene Ontology annotation, biological process: extracellular matrix organization; proteolysis. The record is from RefSeq and is a predicted model, not a curated record.
AUUCCGUUCUGAGGAAUAUAGAGGAGUACAGCCUCGUCAUCCCCACCAGCACCGAUUCAGAGGGCAGGUUCCUAUCCCACUUGGUGUCUGGACCACCAAAAGCACGUUUCAGGAGAGCUGUGGAGGACUUGCAACAUGAAGCAGCAAACGAGCAAAUAUUUUACAAUGUCACUGUUUUUGGAAGAGAGUUUCACUUCAGGUUGCGGCCAAACUCCAGGCUGGUGGCCCCUGGAGCAACAGUUGAGUGGCAGGAGGACUCUGAGGAGACUCACAUUGAACCUCUCUAUGGGAAUUGCCUCUAUGUUGGGGAUAUCACUGAUUUGCCAAAUGCCUCAGUGGCUAUCAGCAAUUGUGAUGGGCUGGCUGGCAUGAUUCGCACAGACAAGGACGAGUUCUUCAUCGAACCUCUGGAGAAAGGGGCCCAGGAGGAGGAAGAGGGAAGAGGCAGAACACACGUGGUCUAUCGUAGAGCAGCUGCCAAAAAGCAGCUUCCUAUGGAGAACAUGGAUACCCUGUAUAAAGCUGCUAACCUCACGAAUUUGGAUAGUCUGGACAGCACGUUGAGCCUGGUUGAAGAGCAGGUGCAGAGAUCGAGGCAACGCCAUCGAAGACACGCGACCGAGGACGAUUACAACAUCGAAGUCCUUCUGGGCGUUGAUGACUCAGUUGUUCAGUUCCAUGGGAAAGAACAUGUUCAGAAGUACCUGCUGACCUUGAUGAAUAUUGUUAAUGAAAUUUAUCAUGACGAGUCCCUGGGUGCUCACAUUAACGUUGUCUUGGUGAGGAUAAUCCUGCUGAGCUAUGGCAAGUCUAUGAGUCUGAUAGAGAUUGGGAACCCUUCUCAAAGUCUGGAGAAUGUGUGUCGCUGGGCCUACUUGCAACAGAAACCUGACACUGGGCACGCAGAGUACCACGACCAUGCUAUCUUUCUCACAAGGCAGGAUUUUGGUCCAUCAGGCAUGCAGGGCUACGCUCCAGUCACCGGGAUGUGUCAUCCUGUGCGAAGCUGCACUCUCAACCAUGAGGAUGGUUUUUCAUCUGCAUUUGUGGUGGCUCACGAAACUGGACAUGUUUUGGGCAUGGAGCACGAUGGCCAAGGGAACAGAUGUGGGGAUGAAGUCCGUCUGGGGAGCAUCAUGGCCCCCCUUGUGCAAGCUGCAUUCCAUCGCUUCCACUGGUCUCGCUGCAGCCAGCAAGAGCUGAACAGAUACCUCCAUUCCUACGAUUGUCUGCGUGACGAUCCCUUCGAACAUGACUGGCCUUCCCUUCCACAGCUGCCAGGAAUUCACUACUCCAUGAAUGAGCAGUGCCGAUUUGAUUUUGGUUUGGGCUACAUGAUGUGCACAGCUUUCCGUACAUUUGAUCCCUGCAAACAGCUGUGGUGUAGCCACCCUGAGAAUCCCUAUUUCUGCAAAACUAAGAAAGGGCCUCCGCUGGACGGGACCAUGUGUGCACCAGGAAAGCAUUGCUUUAAAGGUCACUGCAUCUGGCUCACACCAGAUAUACUGAAGCAGGAUGGACACUGGGGGGCAUGGAGUAAGUUUGGCUCUUGUUCUCGCACCUGUGGCACUGGGGUGAAGUACAGGACACGCCAGUGUGACAACCCACAUCCUGCCAACGGAGGCCGCACGUGUGUGGGGCCUAGCUACGAGUUCCAGCUGUGUAACACACAGGAGUGUCCCAAGGACUUUGAGGAUUUCAGAGAGGAGCAGUGUCGGCAGUGGGACCCUUACUUUGAGUACCAGAACACGAAACACCACUGGCUCCCCUAUGAACAUGUUGAUGCUAAGGAGAGAUGCCACCUGUACUGCGAAUCAAAGGAAACAGGGGAUGUGGUGUAUAUGAAACGGAUGGUUCACGACGGGACUCGCUGCUCCUACAAGGAUGCUUACAGCAUCUGCGUGCGGGGAGACUGCUUGAAAGUUGGGUGUGACAGGGUCAUAGGUUCCACGAAGCAGGAAGAUAAGUGUGGUGUUUGUGGAGGAGAUAAUUCCCACUGCAAAGUGGUGAAAAGAACAUUUUCAAGAGUACCAAAGAAACAAGGGCACAUUAAGAUGUUUGAAAUUCCUGCGGGUGCGAGACAUUUGCUUAUACAGGAAACAGAUGCCACCAGUCAUAAUCUUGCUAUUAAAAAUCGUGAAACGGGGAAAUUCAUUCUAAGCGAAGACAACUAUGUGCCAGACUCUAAAGUAUUUAUUGACAUGGGUGUGGAGUGGGAAUAUCGGAAUGACGACGAUAGAGAGACGGUGCAGACCAUGGGGCCACUGCGUAAUGGGAUAGUUAUUCUGGUGAUUCCUCAUGGUGGUGCCAAGAUAUCUUUGACUUACAAGUACAUGAUCCAUGAAGAUUCCUUGAAUGUAGAUAACAACAAUGUUUUGGAAGUGGACUCAGUGACAUACGAAUGGGCAUUGAAGAAAUGGUCCCAAUGUUCAAAACCUUGUGGAGGAGGCUACCAGUUCACAAAGUAUGGCUGCCGGAGGAAGACAGACCACAAGAUGGUUCAUAGGAGUUACUGCGAGUUGAUCCCAAAGCCCAAGCCCAUCCGCAGGGUGUGCAACCUCCAGGAGUGCUCCCAGCCCAUAUGGGUUACAGGAGAAUGGGAAACUUGCAGCAAAACUUGUGGGAAAACAGGGUAUCAAGUUCGAUCUGUGCGAUGCAUUCAGCCUCUCCAUGAUAACACCAAUCGGUCUGUUCAUACCAAGUACUGCAACAACAACCGCCCGGAAGGCAGGAGACCCUGCAACCGGGAGCUCUGCCCUGCCCAGUGGAGAAUAGGACCAUGGUCACAGUGCUCUGUCAGCUGUGGCAAUGGCACACAGGAUCGCCCGGUGCUGUGCCGGACCAGGGACAAUGCUAUUGGCCUGUGUAAAGAGAAUAAACCAGAGAGCGUAAGGAUUUGCAGACUACCUCCGUGUCCAAGAAACGUUUCUGAUCCUUCAAAGAAAACCUACAUGAUACAAUGGCUGUCAAGACCCGAUCCAGACUACCCCAUCCAGAAAAUAUCUUCAAAAGAUCAUUGUCAAGGAGACAAGUCAACGUUUUGUCGCAUGGAAGUUCUGUCUCGUUACUGCUCCAUUCCCAGUUACAAUAAGCUGUGUUGCAAGUCCUGUAAUGUGUACAGCAACACAACAGCAGAUGCCAACGUAACUGAUGCUAAUGUAAAUAAGAAUAAUAUCAUUGAGGAGGAGCUCCUGACAACCCUCAGCCCUCCCACGGGAGUGUCCACCACACAGUCUGCUACCAGCUCUCCUCUGGUUUCCAAAACACGCUCACCCCCUUCCAAUGCCACUGAGGAGCACCCAGAGAUCAAUGCAGUGGAUGUUCCCUAUAAAGUUGAUGGGUUGGAUAACGAAGUACCACAGCACAACAUCAUUACAAGGAGGAGGAUGACUUAUGAAAAGACAAAGAAUAAAAGAAUUCAGCAGCUGAUUGCUGAGAAAAUAAAAAGAGAGACUCUUAGGAAAAGAAACUAA